GGGAGCGGGGCGACAGCGGAGCCCGGGGCAGCUCUCCAUCCCGCGGUAGCCAUGGCAGAGGGCUCCGAGAAGGUGCCCAUCGCCCACGCGGGGCCCGACGAUGUGGAGCUGUGCCUGCCCCCCGCGUACGCGGUGGCGGCGGCGCCCCCGGGGCCUGGGAGGCUGCUGAAGGCCGGGGCCGCGGUGCUGAUCGCCGGAGCGCUCCUGCUCUUGGCCGGAGCCAUCGGCGCCUUCUACUUCUGGAAAGCCACGGAGCGGCAGGUGUACAACGUUCACUACACUAUGAGCAUUAAUGGAAAAGUACAAGAUGGAUCAAUGGAAAUAGAUGCUGGAAAUAACUUAGAGACAUUCAAAACGGGAAGUGGGAGUGAAGAGGCUGUGGAAGUUCACGAUUUUCAGAUUGGCAUAACUGGAAUCCGCUUUGCUGAAGGAGAAAAGUGUUACAUCAAAGCUCAGCCAAAAGCUCACGUCCCCGAAGUUGAUGCUAUGACUAAAGCAAGCCUCUCAUCUGAGCUGGAAGAUGAAAUCAUGCCUGUGAGAUUUGACAAAAACUCCCUUAUCUGGGUGGCUGCAGAUGAGCCUAUCAAGCAUAACAGCUUCCUAAGCCCCAAGAUUUUAGAGCUUUGCGGGGAUCUUCCAAUUUUCUGGCUGCGACCAACAUAUCCCAAAGAUAACCAAAGGAGAGAAAUGAAGAGAAACAAGCGCCAAUCAGGAUCAAACUUUGAUGAGGAAGACUUGGAAGGUGUUGCUGAAGAACUAAACCCCAGGCCACCUACUGUGCAACUGAGUCAAGAGCUUGAUCACCAGUCUAAUGAAACCAGGCCAAUGGGACAAGAAACUGAGCAAACAUUUAAUCCAGAUAACCCAUAUAAUCAGCUGGAAGGUGAAGGGAUGGCUUUUGACCCCAUGCUGGAUCACCUGGGCGUGUGCUGCAUUGAGUGCCGGCGCAGUUACACGCAGUGCCAGAGAAUCUGCGAGCCCCUCAUGGGCUACUACCCGUGGCCCUACAACUACCAAGGCUGUCGCACCGCCUGCCGAAUCAUCAUGCCCUGCAGCUGGUGGGUUGCUCGCAUCAUGGGUGUUGUGUGAGAGAAAGCCUUGACAAAAAAAAAAAUUUAAAACAAAGUUGGGAGACUCGACAACAUAAGCAGGAAUGUAAUGACGACAAACUGGUAACAGACCACAACCAAAGCAGCAGUGCUGAUCCUGGAUUUCAAAAUCAAAGUAUGUUUUACUGCACCAGAAGCAAGGUCAGAUAUUCUAACUUCGAAUUAAAGUCUUAAGUUAAUAUUCUAUUAGGUUUACAAGUGACAAGGGUAUAUUAGCACUUGCUGAAUUAAAAAAUUGAGACAUCCCCCUUAAAAAGACAAUAUUAAACUUUGCUCACAAACUGGUUUAGCAUUCCAUAACCUUGCCCGUAAACUCAAACUCAGCCUUUAAUAACAAAAUCCUCUCUUUCCAAGCUACAUGUGAAAAUUUACGUCCAAUUAGGCAACUAGCUCAACUUGUACACUUGGGAGUGCCUUUCAUCCAUGUAGCUUAGUUAAAUAAAUCACAAGUUAAGUUGCUCCCCGUUGCUAUUCGGAGUUGCCAGGUCACUAUGAAUGGUUAUAAACCAAUUACAGCAUACCUUUCCCACAAAGCUGCUCCAGGGGACACGGGAAAGCACACAUUGUGCUAAAUCGGAAACAAACAGCAGGAAAAGGGGCUGUAGAAGGGAAUGUGCGUGGCUGCAGAAUCAAAACCCUUCACACAUCCCAACAUCAAAGAAGCCCCAGCAUCAAGAAUCUUGUAUCCAUGAUACCACCGUAGUGUCUAACAAGUAUCUGCUAUCCAGUUAGUACAGCAAGAGUAUUUACAUGCAGUUGCAGACCAAAGAGCCUCAAGACCCUUCAGAAACUACAACAGCCACUGUUAUUUAUAAAUCCUUAGAUUAGACACUUUUGACACAAGAUUACAACCCCUCUUUAUUCCACAUGGAUAGCAGCCAUUCACACUAGCUCCUUCAGCUUUGCUGAAAAUAACCUCCGUUCCCUGAAGACAAACUGCUUACCAGCAAGGAGGGAAAAAUAAAAAAAAAAAAAAAAAGGAAAAAAAAAAGGGUUUCUCACCUCACCCUUUUUGCUUUAGGCAAACUCUGCAAUUAUUGGGAUUGAUCCUAUUACAUGUUAAAUCUCCAAGGAAGGUACUAAGCCAAAACACUCAAAGAUGCAAUGGCUUAGUAUUUCUAGCCUUGAAAACCAAAGAUAGAGGUAUUAUACUGCCUUCAUCCAUACUAUACAUCUUGAACCCUACCACCGAGUUUACAGAGCCACCUAGAUGGUCUUUCUGAACAAAAGGGUCCAAUUUUUCUUAAAGUUCACUUUCUGGAGCAUUCACUUUUUUGACUAAACAGCUCUUGAGAUGUUGCAAGCCCAGUAAUGUUAUUAACACUGCGUGACACACAGAAAAGAGGAAUUAAUUUGACAUAAUCAUGGCUUAAAGAAAAUAAAGGCAACCUCAUGUGAAAUGCUAAACUGCAUAUCUAAAAAGCAAAAUGUUAAAAGAGAAUAAGAUGAGACUAGAAUUCAGUAUUUUGCUCUAUUGUAGCUUUUUUAAUGUAAGCUUCACCUUCCCUUAAUCUGAAGGACAGAUGCGCUUUGAAAUAUUUAAAUUAUAAACUUCUUAAAAGUGGGAUUUCAAGGCCUGUUAAAUUUGAGUUUCUCCUUUAUAAACUAAAAAUGACCUUGAUCAUUAUGUUGUUUUAGCAGUACGUCAUUCAUAUGCUUAGAAAAGUCGGUUUUCCUUUUUUUUUUUUA
Myiozetetes cayanensis is the source of this 2798-nucleotide messenger RNA. RefSeq names its product chondromodulin (gene CNMD). The transcript has 7 exons. The coding region runs from base 52 to 1089 and encodes 345 amino acids. Gene Ontology annotation, biological process: negative regulation of endothelial cell proliferation; negative regulation of angiogenesis. The record is from RefSeq and is a predicted model, not a curated record. Lineage: Eukaryota; Metazoa; Chordata; Aves; Passeriformes; Tyrannidae.